UUUUUCUUUUCUUGUGAAUAAGCAUUUGGGCUGCACGUUUUUCUGCAACGAUUCCAAAAUGCAAAUUUUCGUGAAAACUCUCACCGGCAAAACCAUCACCUUGGAGGUGGAGCCUUCGGACACCAUCGAGAAUGUGAAGGCAAAGAUCCAGGACAAAGAGGGCAUUCCUCCAGAUCAACAGCGUCUGAUUUUCGCUGGCAAGCAGCUCGAAGAUGGCCGCACUCUCUCCGACUACAACAUUCAGAAGGAGUCGACUUUGCACUUAGUGCUCCGUCUCCGUGGUGGUAUUAUUGAGCCUUCACUGCGUAUUUUGGCACAGAAGUACAACUGCGACAAAAUGAUUUGCCGCAAGUGCUACGCUCGUCUUCAUCCACGUGCCACCAACUGCCGUAAGAAGAAGUGCGGACACACCAACAACUUGCGCCCCAAGAAGAAGUUGAAGUAGACGCUGGCCGUGCAAAACCUACCGUUGCAGCGAUUUUACUGUUUCCGCCGACCAUCUACAACAGCAACAACAAAAAAUAUGAGUUUUCUUAUUUCCGUGCGCUAAAAAUGAAUGCUUUAACAACUUAGUAAAUAUCAUUUGUAAUUUAUCCAAAUGUAUAAAACAAAAUGUAUUUACUUGCAGUAAAGCGCG
Messenger RNA from Scaptodrosophila lebanonensis, 637 nucleotides. RefSeq names its product ubiquitin-60S ribosomal protein L40 (gene RpL40). Gene Ontology annotation, biological process: protein ubiquitination; translation; modification-dependent protein catabolic process. The transcript has a single exon. Lineage: Eukaryota; Metazoa; Arthropoda; Insecta; Diptera; Drosophilidae. Gene Ontology annotation, molecular function: ubiquitin protein ligase binding; protein tag activity; structural constituent of ribosome. The record is from RefSeq and is a predicted model, not a curated record. Bases 59 to 445 code for a protein of 128 amino acids. Gene Ontology annotation, cellular component: cytoplasm; ribosome; nucleus.